GGCUACCAAAUAGCCAAUCAUGGCCCUUAUCUGUACCCACAGAUACAUGUUUUCAUGCUUGUGUUGCUCCCCAACUUUUUUUUACAUUGGAAUGUGGCUCAGGGGUAAAAAAGUUAGAGAAGGCACUUCUUUUUGUAUUCCAGGCCAGAGCCAUAUUUACCCUACAGACAUCCAACUGAUCCCCAAGUGCCUAUGUAGACAUGCACCAAUGGUCAGAGGGAAGGGGACAGGCUGCAGUGUGGAGUCUGGGGUGACACUGGACUAAAAUACAGCCCUGUUCCAGGAGGAGGUUUGGCCGUUAGGAAACAGGAUUUUGUUUUUUACCAUUUCUGUCUCUGCCCUUCGGACAAGGAACACAUUAUUAUGAAGAGAUUUUCAGUGGAACAUUAUUAACCAGUCCUGUUUAUAUCACAUGAAAGUCAAUGGGUCUGAGAAGGCCGGUGAGGCAAAUGAUGAUAGGGUUCAUUUACGAAGACAACGUAAUGUGAAUUAAUACACUGGAACAGAAGUGGAAAUGGGAAACAUUGUGAAAAACUCAGCUGCACCCCCAGAUAACAUUGUUCCCUGCCAAACAGUGUCAGACAGUGAGUUCCUAGCAGUACUUUGUGACUACCCUUCCCCUGAUGUGAGUGAGCCAAUUUUCAAUUUUGGAGAAAAACUACGUGUCAUUUCUGAUGAAGGUGGGUGGUGGAGAGUCGUGUCACUAAGAACGGGCAGAGAAAACUACAUUCCGGCCAAAUGUGUGGCAAAGGUCUACCAUGGCUGGCUGUUUGAAGGAGUCGGGAGAGAAAAAUCCGAAGAGCUUUUGCAGCUGCCAGACACAAAGAAUGGAUCGUUCAUGAUCAGACAAAGUGAAACUGAAAAAGGAUCCUAUUCUUUAUCUGUAAAACACAGACAUGUGAAACAUUACAGAAUUUUCCGUCUACCAAACAGCUGGUUUUACAUCUCCCCGAGGCUGACGUUCCAGUGCCUCGAGCACCUUGUUAACCACUAUUCAGAAUAUGCAGACGGUCUAUGCUGUGUCCUCACAAGUCCCUGCCUUACCCAACAGUCCAUAAACUAUACUGAUGCUCUGAAUCAUCAAGUCCCUCCAGUUGUGAGGAGGCGGCGGCCAUUCGACUGGAGAAGUACAAAACGGGUUCCCCUGACUAUGGAGGAGCCAGAAAACUCUCUAGACGACACAUUUCUCAGCUACGGCCUCAGACAAAGCAUCGCCUCUUACAUCUCGAUGGCUGGGGAUGACAGCUUUAUGGUAGCAAGCAAUGCUCAGAAGAAAAAGAACCGCCGGAGUCAAGUAUCGUCUGUAAAUAACAGGAACAGUUUCAAGUCCUAUGGGGAUUAUGAAUGAAAACUUUUUGAAAUAAAAGAAAAAAAAGAAUCUCGACCCCCCAGUGGAGCCUGCCUAUAGACACACAAUGUAACCAAACGCAUUAUGAUGGAGGACAAGCUUCCCACAUUUGGACGCGUUACAUAUGCCCACGGCUCACUGGACGGGAAAGAAAAAGUUAAGGACAUAAGUGCUAAGAUGCCGCCUUGCCCAAUGUUGAAACUACUCACUUGAAGUAGAACUUAGCAAAUGUUUUAUGAUAGAACAGGAUUUCUAACCCACUUCAAAAUCGUAGUUGAACAGCACCACGGUUUGUAGGUAAGUCAGGCACAUUCUAAAUGGUAGAUUCUUUUCUUACACGCCACAAGAGGGUCUACAUUUGCUAUCCUCUUUCCUACACGCCCCAAGAGGGUCUACAUUUGCUAUCCUCUUUCCUACACGCCCCAAGAGGUUCUACAUUUGUAAUCUUCUUACUUACACGCCAUAAAGAGGGUCUACAUUUGCCGUCCUCUUUCCUACAUGCCAUAAAGAGGGUCUACAUUUGCCAUCCUCUUUCUUACACGCCAUAAAGAGGGUCUACAUUUGUUAUCCUCUUUCCUACACACCAUAGAGGGCCUACAUUUGUAAUCUUCUUACUUAAAGAGGGUCUACAUUUGUUAUCCUCUUUCUUACACGCAAUAAAGAGGGUCUACAUUUGUUAUCCUCUUUCUUACACGCAAUAAAC
This is a messenger RNA of Xenopus tropicalis (tropical clawed frog), 2051 nucleotides long. It is a transcript of the gene sla, whose product is annotated as Src like adaptor. The record is from RefSeq and is a predicted model, not a curated record. Gene Ontology annotation, cellular component: cytoplasm; endosome. The transcript is spliced from 10 exons. NCBI's taxonomy places the organism in Eukaryota, Metazoa, Chordata, Amphibia, Anura, Pipidae. The coding region runs from base 515 to 1348 and encodes 277 amino acids.